CCGGGGGACUGAGCCGGGCGGAGGAGGAGGAAGAAGAGAGGAGGAGGAGGAGGAGGAAGGCGCCCCCCGGGCAUGGCGGCGCCGCUGGCGCUGGGCGGCCCCGGUUCCUUGCGGCCGGACCCGGUGGAGACGCUGCAGGAGGAGGCGAUCUGCGCCAUCUGCCUGGAUUACUUCGCCGACCCGGUGUCCAUCGGCUGCGGGCACAACUUCUGCCGCGGCUGCAUCUCCCGCCUCUGGGCCCGCGGCGGCGGCGGCGGAACCGAGCCCGGCCCGGAGCGCUCCGAGCUCGAGGAGGAGGAGGAGGAGGAAGAGGAGGAAGAGCUGGAGGAAGACGAGCUGGAUGUAGAGCACGAGGAGGAGGAGGAGGAGGACGGCGUGGAGGAGGAGGAGGAGGAGGAGGACAUGUGGGAGGAAGAGGAGGAGGAGGAGGAUGAGGAGGAGGAAGGCGAGCUGUGGGGAGACCCCGCCGAGGACGAGGAGGAGGAGGAUGAGGACGAAGGCGGCGCCGCCUGGGCCGAGGGCGCGGAGGGCGGCGGGCUCUACCUGGGCUACGACGAGGACGCCAUGGAGGAGGACGUGGAGGAGGAGGAGGAGGCCGAGGACGAGGAGGAGGAGGAAGAGGAGGAUGAGGAUGAGGACGCCGAGGAAGGCCCCGCGGCCUUCACGUGCCCGCAGUGCCGCAAGUCGUUCUCGCAGCGCAGCUUCCGGCCCAACCUGCAGCUGGCCAACAUGGUGCACAUCAUCCGCCAGCUGCACCCGGGCCCCGGCGCCACCGGCACCGCCACCGGAGCCGCCGGCGCCGCCCCCGAGCCCGGCCCCGCGCCCGGCGGGCCCCCCGAGCUCUGCCCCAAGCACCGCGAGCCCCUCAAGCUCUUCUGCGAGCAGGACCUGGCGCCCAUCUGCGUGGUGUGCCGCGAGGCGCGGGGGCACAAGCAGCACAGCGUGCUGCCGCUCGACGAGGCGCUGCAGGAGUGCAAGACCAAGCUCCAGAGCCACCUGGAGCCCCUGCGCCGGCAGCUGGACGCGGUGCUGAAACAGAAAUCCAGCGAGGAGGAGAAAAUCUCCCUGCUCAGGGAGCAGAUGCAGGCGGAGAUGCAGGAGCUGGAGGCCGAUUUCGAGGAGCUGCAGCAGUUCCUGGCCGGGGAGCAGCUGCUGCUGCUGCGGCAGCUGCAGGAGCGGCACCAGGCGCUGCAGGCGCGGCAGCAGCGCAACCUGGGCGCGCUGGAGGAGCGCGGGGCGGCCCUGCAGCGCCUCAUCAGCGAGGCCGAGGCCGCGGGCAGGCAGGACGGGCUGCAGCUGCUCAAGGACAUCAAAGGCACCUUCAUCAGGUGUGAGAACAUCAAAUUCCAGGAGCCCGAGAUGAUCCCGGUGGACGUGGGGAGGAAGUUCAGGAAUUGCUUCCUGCAGGACGUGGUGAUGAGGAAGAUGGAAAAGGUCUUCAGCAAAGUGCCCCAAGCCGACGUGACCCUGGACCCCUCCACGGCGCACCCGCGGCUCAGCCUGUCCCCGGACCGGCGCAGCGUCCGUCUGUCGGAGCGGCGCGCGGAGCCCGCGGUGCCGCCGCGCCCGGGCCCCGGCGCCGCCGGCGGCGACCUGUGCGUGCUGGGCUCGCCCGGCUUCACCGCCGGCCGCCACUACUGGGAGGUGGAGGUGGGCGGGCGCCGGGGCUGGGCCGUGGGCGCCGCCCGCGAGAGCGCCCGCGCGCGGCCCCAGGGCGCCCACGGCCCCGCGCCGCCGCCGCCCCGGCGCGAGAUCUGGGCGCUGGGCACCUCGGGCAAGAAGUACCAGGCGCUGACGGCCACGGAGCAGACGGCGCUGGCGCCCGCCGAGCAGCCGCGCCGCUUCGGCGUCUACCUGGACUACGAGCGCGGCCAGCUGUGCUUCUACAACGCCGAGAGCAUGAGCCACAUCCACACCUUCCACAUCUGCUGCUGCCGCCAGCGCGUCUUCCCCUUCUUCCGCGUGCUGGCCCGCGGCACGCGCAUCAAGAUCUGCACCUGA
This is a messenger RNA of Melozone crissalis (California towhee), 2001 nucleotides long. RefSeq names its product E3 ubiquitin-protein ligase TRIM41-like. The record is from RefSeq and is a predicted model, not a curated record. Lineage: Eukaryota; Metazoa; Chordata; Aves; Passeriformes; Passerellidae. Gene Ontology annotation, molecular function: zinc ion binding; protein binding.